Molecule: messenger RNA, 508 nt
Organism: Papaver somniferum (opium poppy)
Lineage: Eukaryota; Viridiplantae; Streptophyta; Magnoliopsida; Ranunculales; Papaveraceae
Product: heavy metal-associated isoprenylated plant protein 39-like
Exons: 1
Coding region: 167-508 (113 amino acids)
Molecular function (GO): metal ion binding
Source: RefSeq, a predicted model, not a curated record
ACUCUCAUUUGGCAUCCAUCCAUCAAUCCAACCUUCAUCUUCCUCCCUACAAUUCUCUCCUUCUUCUCUUACUCUCUUGUUUCUUUUACUCUCUUUACAAUUCACUCACACUCAAUUGGUUCUCUAAAUAUUCAUAACUACUACUAAACUAAUUUUCAGAGGAACGAUGCAGAAGAUUAUAGUUUCCCUGGAUUUACACGACGACAGAUGCAAACAGAAAGCCAUGAAAUCAGUUUCUGGACUUUCAGGAGUUGAUUCAUUAUCGAUAGACAUGAAAGACAAGAAAUUAACAGUAAUUGGAGAUGUUGAUGUAACCCUAAUUGUGAGCAAACUAAGAAGACAUUGUCAUACAUCAAUAGUUUCAGUUGGGCCAGCUAAAGAAGCAGAGAAGAAGAAGGAAGAACCGAAGAAAGAGGCUACCAAUCAAAUAGUUGAUCUUGCUUAUGCUUAUAGACACUACAAUCCUCAUAUGACUACAUAUUACCAGAGUGUUGAAGAAAAUCCCUAA